Molecule: messenger RNA, 1665 nt
Organism: Microdochium trichocladiopsis
Lineage: Eukaryota; Fungi; Ascomycota; Sordariomycetes; Xylariales; Microdochiaceae
Exons: 2
Coding region: 171-1631 (486 amino acids)
Biological process (GO): peptidyl-lysine monomethylation
Molecular function (GO): protein-lysine N-methyltransferase activity; protein binding
Source: RefSeq, a predicted model, not a curated record
CCAAUGCGGGCCACCUGAGCCUUUGACUGUCCCUCCCAUCAGAAGCAAACAUGCGACCCCCGUGAUGCCCUCACCCACCAUGCCUGGCUCUCUGACCAAAGUGAUUGGCUGCGGAACCAGCGGCGGCCGACCUCGGAACGACGCGCCGCACAGCCAGGCCAUGCCAUGCCAUGUCAUCCGGGCACGCAGGAUGCCCCUUCAGCUUUCCUUCCGCAAAGCCUCAGCUCCCGACCGCAUCAGAAACCAUGACGGCACUCCAGAACCUGCUCGAUUGGGCAAAAUCCACGGGCGUCCAACUCGAUGGCAUUGCCCCACAGCCACUGCCCGGUCGAGGCAUCGGUGUCGUGGCCUCUCGCGACCUCAAGAAAGGCGACAUUGUCCUCGAUGUGCCCACCACAGCUAUCCACUGCCUGGACACGGUUCCCACCUCGCUCCGCCAGCGGCUUGCCCAGGCGGCAAGGGACAGCACCAGUCCACGGCUUUCACUUCACGGCCUGUUGGCAGCGGCGCUGCUCCUGAACGGGAGGCAUGAUACCCCACCAUCAGAUGAGAGUCCAGGUUUCGACUCGACCGUCUGGGCUCGCUGUGCUCCGUCGAUGGAGUUGUUCAAAGAAGGGUUCCCGCAGCUCUGGCCACCACUUCUCCAAGCACUGGUGCCGCAGACGGUGGCAACCAUCAUAGAAACACAGAGAAACAAAAUACACGACGACUGGACCGCCCUGCGUGACCUGCUCACCUCUACGAAUACGACCUAUCCGUUCCUGGCCGUGAGUGCAACCAGUACCAAGGACCAGUUCGUCCAUGCCUGGCUCCUCAUCAACUCCCGCACCUUCUACAACCUCGUCGACUCGACAAGGCGGUAUCCUUACGACGAGCGGCUGGCCCUCAUACCACUGGCAGAUCUCUUCAACCACACACCUUCUCCGGGCACCAUCAACAAACCACGAAAAGCUCCCGUCGCCGUCAGCUUCUCCACCGACGGCUACACGUUCACGGCAACCAAAGACAUCGUGGCGGGCGAGGAAGUUUGCAUCUCCUACGGCGAGCACUCGAACGACAUCUUGCUCGCAGAAUACGGGUUCUUCUUUACCUCGUCGUCAAUCUCGCAAGAGCAUAACGGGGGUAAUCCUUACGACAGCAUAUCACUGGCCGAGGUCAUCUCACCCCUCCUGACAGCGGACCAGCAGACUCAGAUUGUGCAGGCCCACCGAAGCAUCAACAUCGACAGAGACGAUGACGCCAACAGUGAUCGAGCCGACGAGACUGCGAACCCAAUUGACGGCUGCACGUUGUCAGUCGACACGACUGGCGCGGCUGUCCAAGUCAUGCUGUCGCCAAUGCUGCAAAUCGCAUUACGGAUCGUUCUCGAGCAGAAAUUAACAGCAGAGAUGGCCACUUUCGGCACAUCAGUAGCAUGGGUGCCGUGUCCCGAUGACAGGGAUGUCGUGCUCUGGGUGAGAAAGACGGUGCAGGCCAUGCAGGUCGUCGCCCAGGAAAGGCUCGAGUCUUUACGUGUCAUCGUGGUCGACCCCGACGCAGCCUCGGCCAAGGAGCUACUCACUGGUCGAUGGCGGCAAAUCCAGAGGACCGCAGCUCUUGCCAACCAAGCCCUUCAGAGUCACCUAGAAUAACGAAGCAUUGUACAAUGUUGUGUGAUUUGACAAA